Messenger RNA from Filobasidium floriforme, 966 nucleotides. RefSeq lists its product as uncharacterized. The record is from RefSeq and is a predicted model, not a curated record. The coding region runs from base 1 to 966 and encodes 321 amino acids. NCBI's taxonomy places the organism in Eukaryota, Fungi, Basidiomycota, Tremellomycetes, Filobasidiales, Filobasidiaceae. The transcript has 7 exons.
AUGGCUGGGGUGGUCGGCCUUAUUCGACGAGGGAGGUCGUCUAUCCGGGGACGGACCGGUCUUCGAAGGCGUCCUGGGCUGGUGAACGCGACUCUGAGGGUCUGCCGUGAACCCCUGUUCGCCAUCUCGACUUCCGGUCCUUUUGAGGACAUUCCCUCUGUCACAAGAGGUUUCGUGACCCAGCAAGUCUCGUUCGAGGAUCAUCCUUCCGCUGAACCGGAUUACGGGCUUCGCAUCGCUUCUCGAAUGGUGAACGCCCAUCCCUUUCGAUCCCGACACGAGUGUCUUCGGCCGACAUCGCUCGUCCGGCGCCCAUCACCGCUUGGUUCUGGACAUCCGAUCAUCCACCUCAGUUCCGGACGAAAGAGUACUUCCGGCGACAUGCCAUGCCUCUCGCCCGGUUUGACCGCGCUCGAUUCCAGACAUUAUCAAUGGUUCGUCCUUGCCUCGAGACUCUUCAACUCCGCUGCCACGUGCUGGGAUAGCCAUUCCGAUCACCAACCCCUAUCGACGAUCGCUUCAUACGGUUCCGAAGUUGACGAAUGUUGUCGUUUCUUGAUUGCAGGCCUGUGCAUCUCGCCUUCACAUCAUUUCCAACGACGACUACCUUCAUCACCACCAUCAACCAUCAUCGUCGUUGCAAAGCGGUGUGCGAUAUAUACCUUUUCUGCUCAUGCCGUUCACCUGGAAGCCACAAAAACGGCCGGUGCGGAGACGGGCGCGCUCGCCUCACUUGGGCGCGUACCUACGUGUCUUGUCGUAUGCAAGGUAUAUCGUCCAAUUCGGGCCCUCGACAUCGUCAUCCUGGCUCCCAGUGGAUCAUCAAAGCUGGCGAUGUGUCUUUGUGGCAGCGGUAUUUCGUGCUUCCCAGCCCCCCUCUUGAGAAACGGAUUCGUCCACCCAGGACAUCACGAUGUCCCGACCGGCAAGCGAUAUUCCCCUAUCGCGUUUAUGCGUCUCGGCUAG